AUGAACUAUCUGGGCCUCAAAUUGGACGGCACCUGGUGCUUCAGAGAACACGUAAAUAGACUGGUCCCCCGACUAAGGGUAGUAUCCGCCCGGUUGGGCAGGCUCAUGUCCAACGUCGGGGGACCAGACGGGAAGGCUCGUCGCCUCCACGCAGGAAUUUUAAAUUCGGUGGCGCUAUACGGUGCGCCAAUCUGGGCGGAAGCCCUGGCCGCCAGUCGCCCGAUGCAGGCGCAAUUGCGCAGAGUGCAGAGGGUGCUGGCGGUCAGGGUAGCGCGGUGCUACCGCACCGUGUCCUGCGUGGCGGCGACGGUCCUGGCGAGCAUGCCCCCCCUGGAGCUCAUGGCCCUGUCGUACAAGAGAAUGUACGACAGGAAGCGUGAGCUCAUCCGUACAGGGGGGGACGGUGAACCGCUCGCCAGGGCAAUACGUGAGAUGAAGCACCAGACUCGGCGGGUCCUCCUCGAGAGAUGGCAAAGGCUCCUGGCCAACGCCAGGUACGGGAGGAGGACCGUCGAGGCCGUCCGGCCCUUCCUGCAGGAGUGGGUAGGAAGGGCACGCGGAACCCUGACAUUCAGGAUGGCACAGGUGCUCACCGGGCAUGGCUGCUUCGGACUGCCCCGCCUGGAGUGCCGAGCGCGGAGUCAUGGUCCGGGCCUUGGGCCAGGACCUCUCGCUCCCGAAGAUAGUCGGGGCGGUCCUCGGGAGCGAGAUGAGAUGGGAUGCAUUCUCCUCCUUCUGCGAAUCAGUCAUGACGCAGAAGGAGGAGGCGGAAGAGAUGCAGAGAAGGGCAGAGGGCCGGGGGAGAAAAAGGAGGCGGAGAGAGAGGCACCGCCAGUGGAGAGCGGGGAGGAGCAGGAGUAG
Messenger RNA from Harpegnathos saltator (Jerdon's jumping ant), 861 nucleotides. RefSeq lists its product as uncharacterized. The transcript is spliced from 2 exons. Lineage: Eukaryota; Metazoa; Arthropoda; Insecta; Hymenoptera; Formicidae. The record is from RefSeq and is a predicted model, not a curated record. Bases 1 to 861 code for a protein of 286 amino acids.